AUGUGUUACGUCCGUUACGUCUUCACGCCGCGCCAACUCAAGCUUUGCUUGGCAGUUGAGAUGUCAGGUAAAAGGGAUAGUCUUUGGUUUGCUAGUUUCUGCAACUUGACUAAACUGCCGCUUAACAGAAACACCACCUAAUUGAACAAAAGGAAUCAAAGAGAGGGCUACUGUAAUUUGCAGAUAUGGGGGGCCUGAUAUCCCGAUGGAGGAAAAAGCCAACCACAAUUGAGCUGCUGGAGAACCAUGAAAAGGAGAUUAAAGAGCUGGAGGAGUUCAGAGCCAAAAACCAACGUUUGCAAAAGCUGUGGGUUGGCCGGUUGCUUCUCUACUCGUCACUCCUGUACCUGUUGACCUCUCUGGUCGUGUACUGUCUCUACCUACCUGAACAAUGGUUGCCGAGACUAGCCAUGACUCUGCCUUUCUUCAUAUACCCCGUGCUGGUGUGGCUCAUCAGAAAGUUGUUGAUCUUUCUCUUUUCCAAACGCACUGAGAGAAACAAUGAUAAACUGGAAGAUUUAAAGGCUUCCAAAAAAAAGAUUCUGGAGGAAGUGAUGGAAACAGAGACGUACAAAAAUGCCAAACUCAUCCUGGAACGCUUUGAUCCCGAAGCUAAGAAGAAAGCUGAGCUGGAGUCGACUCCGGUGCGUCCUCAGAUGACUCCCAGGCCUGGACAAGAGAUUCGACAGAGAGGGGUGGCAAUGAGACCCAUGCAGAUGAUGGGCACCCCGACUGCAAUGGCAAUGUCUCCUCAACCUGGAGCAGGGCCCCGAUAUGGACCAGGGGGCACACCUGUGGCUCCAGGAGGACCGCCGGAGAGAUCUGCUCUGUCCACCUCUUCCCUCCAGGGGGCGGUACCCAGGACCCCCUGCUCUCCAAUACCAGGAGUAGGCAUGCACCCACCAGGUCCCCCAUUAGCAAGACCCAUUUUGCCCAAAGACAGGGGAGCCGUGGACCGAGUCAUUGAAUACCUUGUAGGGGAUGGACCACAGAACAGAUACGCUUUGAUCUGCCAACAGUGUUUUUCUCAUAAUGGCAUGGCCCUGAAAGAAGAGUUUGAAUAUCUAGCGUUCCGGCGUUAUUGCUACUUCCUGAAUCCAGCCAGGAAGACACGCCCUCAGGCUCCCAGGCUUCCAGAGUUCAGCUACGAGAGGAGGCUGCGAGCAGAAUCCCGUUCCCCUGGACCAACGCCGCGUUCUGGGACAGACACAGAGGAGAGUGCACCCCCUUCUGGAGCCAAGGCUCCGGCUCCGCGGAAUUUGGUCCACAGUUUCCGGAUCCAGCAGAGUCCAAAGAACCCUCAGAACAUACCUCUGCAGAGUCCAGAUGAGAGAGAGUUGGUAGAAGAUGAAGGACCCACUAAAGAAGUAGAGAGUGAGAGCCAAUCAGUGGAGCAGCAGCAGCAGGAGGAGCAGCAGCAGCAGGAGGAGGAGGAAAAAGACGGGGUUCAGAAGGAGGAAGAGGUGGAAUCCGAGCAGAGUCCCAGCACCCCCUGUGAGACAGAGUCUCAGCCAUUGUAGUUGCAGAGAGUCCAGAAGAGGGCCAGGGCUGUCGGAUCAUUCGGUCCAAACUAAAGGUGUUGGUAUUGGCCAUGAUAGACAGGUGGCAUUUUUAAGCAAUAUAAGUGAACAAGGAUUGUCACCAACAAUAGUUGAACAAUAUUGUUUUUCCUUGCAACCAAAAACUACAUCAAUCACACUUUUACUUUUGUCUAAAUGACUAAGACAAACCACGUAGAGGAGAUUAUGUAGGCGAUGUAGUAAAUGGUGUGUAUUCAUAAUGAAAAACAUUAACAUACUGCAUUAUAUUCAUCAUAUGUAAUAAUACAGUUGUCUAACUUUAUUGCCUAAAAUGAUGCCAACAUAUUAUGGCCUUUUGAGUUUGAUUGACUGCGAAGGUGUCAGGUUGAUGAUUGUAGUUUAAAUCUUAAGGCUUUUUUUCUCAAUGGGAGCAGUUGGCUGCUGAUAAUGCUCUGUAUGUGGGGACUGACCUAGUCAGUAUUCUAUAAUUUACCCUAUAAGGUUCUUUUAGGCAUGAUUUGUUAAAAGUUGUGAUUUGUGAUUUUAGAACUGCUGGUUCACAAAUGGUUUGUCUUUAGGCGCAGCAGAAACUUAAACAUGCUUAAAUCUUAAUUCCUUCACUGACCCUGACCCCACUCAGUGUCUGGGGUGCCUGUGUAAUUUGCUAAAUAUCACAGUUUAUUACAGUAUUUUUACAUUUAAAAUGUAACUACAGUACAUACAUGUUAUUUAUAGUUUUGUUGAUUGGUGAGAAAAGAUGAAAUCAAACCAAGUGCAUCUUAAGACAAACCUGCUGUGAAUCAGGACAUCAUCAAUUGUGUUAACAGUAUGAUAUUAAGUUUCAAGGUCUUGCUAUAGCUUUCUUCAUCUCCUGCUUUUCAUCCCCCCCAUUUUGUUUGGAUACAUUUAUUAUACCCACAUUUUACCAAACACUUGUCCUGCUGAAUCUUUAAGUUUUAUUUUAGGAUGUUUUUGUCCCAGACGAGAGGUAUACCCAGAAAACGCAGCUAAUGUUCUCCUCGUUAGCUGCACUCACAUCUGCAAGAAAAAGGAUGGCACUAACCAGAGAGAGCAGCUGCUGCAAGUCUAUAUAUUGACUGUUGUUGACCUCUCAUGCCAUUGUUUCUUCUUUGUUGGUGAGGAAGUCCCAUGCGGUCUAACGUUUUUGUAGGCCAACUUGUGUCAGCAACAAAUUAUGUUAAAUGUCCCACUUAUUACUUAAGUUAACCAGAACAAUGCAUGCAGCACCCAAUAACUGAACUCAGAUCAGCCAUCAGUGGUGUGGGAGAAAAUGUGUGUUUUGAGCAGAGGCGCAUGUUUGUAGACUAUUUUGAAUGUGUGGUAAAAACCAUAUAACCCUGCUGCUUUAUCUGCGCUCUCCCUAGAUAGAAACAUCCGGACUAAUCAGGUCUUCAUUACCUAACCUAGAUUGUAUUGUAGUGUGGGAUAAGUAAACCUCUACAAUUGAUUUGAGUUGUUGGGUUUUAUGAAGAUCUUUGUUUGAAGUAGGGAGUUGCAGUACAUGGGGAUAACCACACAGAAGGGCCCUGCCCAUACCGGGGACCCAGCCCAGUACUCAUCAGUGCCUACUUGCUGAGAAGCAGCAGUGCUAACCACUGAGCCACCAUGUUGAUGAGUUGAACUUAAAAUGAAACAGAUUCUGACUAAACUGAACAUUUUGGAAGGUGAAAUCAUUUAACAGACUGGAGCUAAAACUGCCAAUUUAUCUCGAUCUGGUUAUUGCCAAUCAAAGUUGUCAAUAGGAAUAUAAUUUGCCAAAUGCACUGUUGUUUUAUCUGUAUUUCAAGACUUGCACUGAGUUUCUCUUUGUAUUUAUUUGGCCAUAUUCAUGUACAAAUAUGGCUGCACUGUUUAGUUUUAAUCCUUUUGAGAUGUAGUCUUUAAUUGCCAUGGUAUUGAAACAACCGCUUAAAAGUAUAGGCCUGGUUUGUGUUCUGUAGCAUUUGUUGAAAUAUUUUGGUGUUUUCUUCUUUUGUUUACUUUCAUUUUAAGUGUUUUAAAAGUGCACUCACAGUAGGCAAUCAUAGUGCGUGCCUUGGUUGCUACAGUUAUUUUCACGAGUUUACAGUGUAAUCUGCCCUGUGUCUAGCUACUGUAGCAGCAUACAAAGUAGGAGGUUCAUGGUUCGUUUGACCAGCACUAGCACCUCAUGUUUUUGACAAUAAUUUCUCAGUUUGUUAUGAAAUGGAACCAGAAGAAAUGGUGUCUAUGCAAAUGUAAAUAUGUGGUAUCACCUGUGUUGUACAGGUCUGGUCCUAGAAACACACACAACACAACUAUGUGGGCAACGUAUUCUUGAGGGGGGUACACAGACAACACAAUACAUUCUAUUUAAUGUUUAGUUUUUGAUUUUCACACUAAUUCUGUGUGUGUUUCAAGUUAGUUGUUGCCCUCCUCAAAACCUCGCAACAACCCAGAAUCAUUUGGCAGAAGUUGGCCUUAAAGGUUUGGGCUAGCCUUCGGAGUCUGUACAUGGCAGCAAACGUGCUUUUGGACAAACCUUUGUUGAAUGUUGAAGAGAGAUCUUGUAAUGAAUUUACAGCUGCCUGACUCCACAGCUUGACAUGAUUUUUGAUUGACUUGUGGUUAGCUGAAUGGUUCCAGUGUUAACAAGCUCUUAAAUCCCACUUAAUACCUGCUGGUGGUGAAAAUGUGGUAAAAAUUCUAAUGAAGCUGUCCCUUAUAUUUAAUAUUUAACAAACUUCUUGACUUGUGUAAUACCUGUUUACUUUGCAUUUGUAGUUUGUUUUUUCUCUGCUAGAUUUAUCAGUUACCUUUCUGCCAAAGCUGGUUGUCAUUAAGUAGGCGCAUGGCACGUCUUAAUAAAAGUUUUUCCAACAACAAAACAA
Perca fluviatilis (European perch) is the source of this 4390-nucleotide messenger RNA. RefSeq names its product endoplasmic reticulum junction formation protein lunapark-B-like. Gene Ontology annotation, cellular component: endoplasmic reticulum tubular network. NCBI's taxonomy places the organism in Eukaryota, Metazoa, Chordata, Actinopteri, Perciformes, Percidae. Gene Ontology annotation, biological process: endoplasmic reticulum tubular network organization. The record is from RefSeq and is a predicted model, not a curated record.